AUGCUCAAGUGCAUCCCUCUGUGGCGCUGCAACCGGCACGUGGAGUCGGUGGACCGGCGGCACUGCUCACUGCAGGCCGUGCCGGAGGAGAUCUACCGCUACAGCCGCAGCCUGGAGGAGCUGCUCCUGGACGCCAACCAGCUGCGCGAGCUGCCCAAGCCUUUCUUCCGCCUGCUAAAUCUGCGUAAGCUGGGCCUCAGCGACAACGAGAUCCAGCGCCUGCCGCCCGAGGUGGCCAAUUUCAUGCAGCUGGUGGAGCUGGACGUGUCUCGGAACGACAUCCCCGAGAUCCCUGAAAGCAUCAAGUUCUGUAAAGCCUUGGAGAUUGCUGACUUCAGCGGGAAUCCUCUGUCCAGGCUCCCUGACGGCUUCACUCAGCUGCGCAGCCUGGCCCACCUGGCCCUGAACGACGUGUCCCUGCAGGCGCUGCCGGGGGAUGUGGGCAACCUUGCCAACCUGGUGACCCUGGAGCUCCGGGAGAACCUGCUCAAGUCCCUGCCUGCGUCCCUCUCCUUCCUGGUCAAGCUGGAACAGCUGGAUCUUGGAGGCAAUGAUCUGGAAGUGCUGCCCGACACUCUCGGGGCUCUGCCCAACCUGCGAGAGCUGUGGCUGGACCGGAACCAGCUGUCAGCACUACCCCCGGAGCUCGGGAACCUGCGGCGCCUCGUGUGCCUGGACGUGUCAGAGAACCGGCUGGAGGAGCUACCUGCGGAGCUGGGUGGGCUGGCACUGCUCACGGACCUGCUGCUGUCCCAGAACCUGCUGCAGCGGUUGCCUGAUGGCAUUGGCCAGCUGAAACAGCUGUCCAUCCUGAAGGUGGACCAGAACCGCCUGUGUGAGAUGACCGAGGCCAUCGGGGACUGCGAGAACCUGUCUGAGCUGAUCCUGACUGAGAACCUCCUGACGGCCCUGCCGCGAUCCCUGGGGAAGCUGACCAAGCUGACAAACCUCAACGCGGACCGGAACCGCCUGGAGGGGCUGCCACCCGAGAUCGGCGGCUGUGCGGCUCUCAGCGUGCUCUCGUUGAGGGACAACCGCUUGGCCGUCCUGCCUCCUGAGCUCGCCCACACGGCCGAGCUGCAUGUGCUGGAUGUGGCUGGGAACCGGCUGCAGAGUCUGCCGUUCGCGCUCACCCACCUCAACCUCAAGGCCCUGUGGCUGGCGGAGAACCAGGCACAGCCCAUGCUGCGCUUCCAGACGGAGGAUGACGUGCAGACGGGCGAGAAGGUGCUCACGUGCUAUUUGCUGCCCCAGCAGCCCUCACCCACUCUCGAGGAUCCAGCGCAGCGGAGCAGCCCCUCUGAGAACUGGAGCGACACCCCGCUGAGCCGCGUCAGCGUCAUCCAGUUCCUGGAGGCACCCGCGGGCGACGAGGAUGCCGAGGAGGCCGCUUCCGAGACGCGGGGCCUGCAGCGCCGUGCCACGCCUCACCCCAGCGAGCUCAAGGUGAUGAAAAGGGGGAUCGAAGAGCGCCGGAGCGAGGUCACCCCCUGCAAGCUGGGCCCCAGGUCACGCUCGCCCUCAGAAGAGGAGAAGCGGCUGAGCACUGAGUCUGGGCUGAGCGAAGCCUCACACCCAUCCGUCAGCACCGGCUCUGAGCGGGAGCCUGAGGGCCCGCUGGCUGAGGCGGAGGACCUGGACCAGCUGGAGGCCACGGCAGCCAGCCCAGAGGAGGACAUGGAGGAGAACUACGAGGAGCCCACAGUGCACUUCGCGGAGGACACGCUGUUGCCACGGGGGGAUAGUGAGGAUGAAGAGGAGCAACUCGAGGCCCCCCGGCCCCUCCUGGGAGGGCGACAGCGGCUCAUCCGCAAGGACACGCCUCAUUACAAGAAGCACUUCAAGGUCUCGAAGCUGCCGCAGCCCGAGGCAGUUGUGGCCCUGCUGCAGGGGAUGCGGCCGGACGGCGAGGGCCAGGCCGGGCCUGGCGGUUGGCACAAUGGCCCCCACACGCCCUGGGUUCCUCAGGCUGAGGAGGAAGAGGAGGAGGAAGAGGAGGCCGCAGCCUGUGCACCCUCCGUCAAGGGGGUGUCGUUUGACCAGGCCAAUAACCUGCUGAUAGAGCCUGCCCGCAUUGAGGAAGAGGAGCUGACGCUCACCAUCGUGCGGCAGACGGGGGGCCUGGGUAUCAGCAUCGCAGGGGGCAAGGGUUCCAGCCCUUAUAAGGGAGACGAUGAGGGCAUAUUCAUCUCCCGCGUGUCGGAGGAGGGCCCCGCAGCCCGUGCCGGAGUCCGGGUGGGGGACAAGCUCCUGGAGGUGAACGGCGUGGCCCUGCAGAGCGCAGAGCACCAGGAGGCCGUGGAGGCCCUGCGGGGGGCGGGCGCCACCGUGCGGAUGCGAGUGUGGCGGGAGCGCAUGGUGGAGCCGGAGAACGCAGUCACGGUCACGCCUCUGCGGCCCGAGGACGACUACAGCCCCCGGGAGAGGCGAGGGGGCGGCCUGCGCUUGCCCCUGCCCCAGCCUGAGGCCCCCGGGCCCCUGCGCCAGCGUCACGCCGCUUGUCUCGUGCGCAGCGAGAAGGGGCUGGGCUUCAGCAUCGCUGGCGGGAAAGGCUCCACUCCCUACCGGGCUGGCGACGCAGGCAUUUUCAUCUCGCGCAUCGCAGAAGGCGGUGCUGCCCACCGGGCGGGCACCCUGCAGGUUGGCGACCGCGUCCUCUCGAUCAACGGCGUGGACAUGACGGAGGCCCGGCACGAGCACGCUGUGUCCCUGCUGACUGCCGCCUCGCCCACCAUCACCCUGCUGCUGGAGCGGGAGACUGGGGCGCCCCCGCCCCCCAGCCCUCCCCCGCACUCGCCACCGCUCCCCGCUGCUGCCUCCACCCCAACCACUGCCACCGCCGGGGAGCCUGGGCCGCCAAGGCUGGCUCCCAGCCUGCUGGCUGCUGCCCUGGAGGGGCCCUAUCCAGUGGAGGAGAUCCGGCUGCCCAGAGCGGGGGGCCCGCUGGGGCUCAGCAUUGUCGGGGGCUCUGACCACUCGAGCCACCCGUUUGGUGUGCAGGAGCCGGGAGUGUUCAUUUCCAAGGUGCUCCCAAGAGGCCUGGCUGCGCGCAGCGGCCUCCGGGUCGGGGACCGCAUCCUGGCGGUCAAUGGGCAGGACGUGCGGGAAGCCACGCACCAGGAGGCAGUCAGCGCCCUACUCCGGCCCUGCCUGGAGCUGCGCCUGCUCGUGCGCAGGGACCCACCACCCCCAGGCAUGAGGGAGCUCUGCAUCCAGAAGGCUCCGGGAGAGAAGCUGGGGAUCAGCAUCCGUGGGGGCGCCAAGGGCCACGCAGGGAACCCCUGUGACCCCACUGAUGAGGGUGUUUUCAUUUCCAAGGUGAGCCCCACAGGGGCAGCGGGCCGGGACGGCCGGCUGCGGGUGGGGCUACGACUGCUGGAGGUGAACCAGCAGAGCUUGCUGGGUCUGACGCACUCCGAGGCCGUGCAGCUGCUGCGGAGCGUGGGCGAUGCCCUCACCGUGCUCGUCUGUGAUGGCUUCGACAGCAGCGCCACCGCUGCUCUGGAGGUGUCCCCAGGUGUCAUCGCCAACCCUUUUGCGGCAGGCAUCGGCCGCCGGAACAGCCUGGAGAGCAUCUCGUCCAUUGACCGUGAGCUGAGCCCCGAGGGCCCUGGCAAGGACAAGGAGCUGGCUGGACAGAACCCAGCACGGGAACUAGAGGCCACAGAGGCCACAGGUCGGAGCCCAGAGCCGCUGAAGCUGGACUACCGCGCCCUGGCCGCAGUGCCAAGUGGUGGCAGCGUGCAGAGGGUGCCGUCAGGGGUCACUGGAGCUCAGACUGACGAGGCCCCCUGCUCUCCUGGUGGCCAGCAGACCAAACCCGGGGUGAUCCUGCCACUGGCUCAGGCUUGGCCCAGGGGCUCCCCGACGCCUAAGGGCAGAGGUGGCCCCUCCGGGUUCCCGUCGUCGACCCCGCCCUCCCCGGACGAGCUGCCCGCCAACGUGAAGCAAGCCUACCGGACAUUCGCCGCCGUGCCCAUCACGCACCCGCCCGACGACGCCUCAGUCCAGCCCUCCACGCCGGGGCCCGCGGCCUCCCCGGAGCAACUGUCCUUCCGCGAGCGGCAAAAGUACUUCGAACUGGAGGUGCGGGUGCCCCAGGCGGAGGGCCCGCCCAAGCGCGUGUCCCUAGUGGGCGCCGAUGACCUGCGCAAGAUGCAGGAGGAGGAGGAGGCCGUCGCCGCCGGGGGUCCGGAAACAGGGCCCGCCCUGGACGGGGAGGCCCCGGACGAGCAGGAGGAGGAGCCGCCCUGGGCCGGCCCGGGCCCUGCGGGAGGGCUCAGCCCGGCGUCCCCUCCGCCCCUGGGAGGCGGCGCCCCGGUGCGGACGGCCAAGGCCGAGAGGCGCCAUCAGGAGCGGCUGCGCGUGCAGAGCCCAGAACUGCCUGUGCCUGAGCGGGCCCUGUCCCCUGCUGAGCGCCGGGCCCUGGAGGCGGAGAAGAGAGCGCUGUGGAGGGCAGCCAGGAUGAAGUCUCUGGAGCAGGAUGCCCUCCGUGCACAGAUGGUUCUCAGCAAGUCCCAAGAGGGCCGCGGCAAGCGUGGGCCCCUGGAGCGGCUGGCUGAAGCCCCCUCGCCUGCGCCCACCCCCUCCCCCACCCCCUUGGAAGACCUCGGCCUUCAGACCAGCACCUCUCCUGGACGGCUGUUCUUGUCUGGAAAGAAGUUUGACUACAGGGUGUUCGCAGCCCUCCCUUCUUCCAGACCUGUCUAUGACAUCCAGUCCCCAGAUUUUGCUGAGGAGCUGAGGUCUUUGGAAGAGUCUCCAAGCCCCGGUCCACAGGAGGAGGACGGAGAGGUGGCCCUGGUGCUUCUGGGCAGGCCCUCAUCCAGCGCCUCCGGCCCUGAGGAGGUGACGCUUUGCAGCAGCCGCCGCCCUGUGCGGCCCGGACGCCGUGGUCUGGGCCCCGUGCCUUCCUAGAGGGGCAGGGUCACCGUGGGCCUCCCCUUCCCCGGGGCCGGCCUCCCUGACUUGGGGUGGGGGUCCUGCCAGCUCCCAACACCACCCUUGCCCUGAGUCUUUUAACCUGGGUGUUAGCAUUUUAAAGAGCCCCCUCAGGAGUUCUGGCCUCUGACUAACCACCCCCCCAAGCCGGGACCUCUUUGGCGAGACUGUAACUAGUGAUGUUUGUACAACCAAAGACUCUAUUUUGUGGUUUA
Trichechus manatus latirostris (Florida manatee) is the source of this 5156-nucleotide messenger RNA. RefSeq names its product scribble planar cell polarity protein (gene SCRIB). Lineage: Eukaryota; Metazoa; Chordata; Mammalia; Sirenia; Trichechidae. Gene Ontology annotation, biological process: establishment or maintenance of epithelial cell apical/basal polarity; neurotransmitter receptor transport, endosome to postsynaptic membrane; cell-cell adhesion. The record is from RefSeq and is a predicted model, not a curated record. The transcript has 38 exons. Gene Ontology annotation, molecular function: protein binding. Gene Ontology annotation, cellular component: basolateral plasma membrane; adherens junction; postsynaptic membrane. The coding region runs from base 1 to 4917 and encodes 1638 amino acids.